AUGGCGACUCGGGAGAGGUUUCUGCCGGCCAGACGAGGCGGUGGCCGGUCGGGGAGACUCGUUUCCAUGGUGCCCAGCAAGUUCCGGCCCGGCGGCGGCAGGGCUGGGCCCAGCACUGUUAACAACUGUGGGCUUCAUCUGGUUAUCCAAACCUCAUCAGUGGCAGAGAGAAAUAAACCAUUUGAAUUCAGGGUAAAUAAAGACCAGUCGUCUUUCCACAACAGGCUCUUGCAACAUGAUCUGGAAAAAAACUAUUCAGGAAAACAAGGAGAUGGAAGAUUAUUGACCCCUUUGGUGCGUAAUAAGCAGGUGUAUGUCCCAAUAGCAGCCAAUUUGGCAGAUCUUUCAGGUCUGGAAUUGAAACAAGGUGCAGGCUGUCUAUCAGCAUUUGGGGAUUCUUCUGUUCAUACUCCUACAAAAUCCAGAACCCGACAGGGCUGUCAUAGUGCUGGUCCAAAUAUUUCAGAUAACAUAAAUUUUGGGAGCAGUGCAUCAAUCACAGCAUUUCCCAUUCUACAUCGCGCUACUGAUGAAAAAAUACUGAAUUCUGAUAGGCUGACCCUUGAAAGGCAAAAGCUGACAGUUUGUCCAGUUAUCGAUGGGGAAGAGCAUCUUCGCCUGUUGAACUUCCAACAUAACUUUAUAACUCGGAUCCAGAAUAUCUCUAAUCUGCAGCAUCUUGUUUUCUUAGAUUUAUAUGAUAAUCAGAUAGAGGAAAUAAGUGGGCUUUCAACUCUGAGGUGUCUCCGUGUCCUCCUGUUGGGGAAGAACAGAAUAAAGAAAAUCUCAAAUCUGGAGAACCUGAAAAAUCUUGAUGUUUUGGAUCUUCAUGGAAAUCAGAUUGCUAAAAUAGAAAAUAUCAAUCAUUUGGGUGAACUCAGAGUGUUAAAUCUUGCCAGAAACCUUUUAACCUAUGUUGAAAACCUUAAUGGACUGGAUUCACUGACAGAACUUAACCUUCGUCAUAAUCAAAUCACCUCCAUGAAAGAUGUGGAUACUUUGCCCUGCCUCCAGCAUCUGUUUCUCAGCUUUAACAAUAUAUCUAGUUUUGACGACAUUCUGUGCCUUGCUGAUUCCUCAUCCCUGUCUGAUAUCACCCUAGAUGGCAAUCCUAUAGCUCAGGAGACAUGGUACAAGAGCACUAUUCUCCAUCAUAUGAUGCAGCUCCGCCAGUUAGAUAUGAAGAGAAUCACGGAAGAAGAAAGGCGCAUGGCCUCUGUUGCAGCAAGAAAAGAAGAAGAGAAGAAGCGAGAAAGCCACAAACAGACCUUGUUAAAGGAAAAGAAGCGAUUGACAAUUGGCAACAUUGCUCGUCAAUGGGAGAUUCAGCAGAAUCGAGUUGCCCUUGUGACUUCUUCAAAUCAAGAUAAAAAAGACAGUGACUCCUGUCAGAUUAAUGGCAGUGCCGCAUAUGAAUUUCCUGAAGAAACCAGGUCUCUUGACACAGUACUGAGCAAUGAUGUACAAGGCUUAUCUGUCCUCGAUUCUCACUUAGUCGAAGUGGAGGGAGACACUCUUUACUUGUAUGGUUCUGGAGCUCUGGAAUCCCUGGAUCGAAACUGGAGCGUUCAGACAGCUGGAACUGUCAUCACAGUCUCCUUUAUGUUCAUAGAAUUUGAUGAAAUUGUUCAAGUGCUACCAAAACUGAAGAUCAGAUUUCCUAAUUCUGCGCACCUGAAGUUUAAGGAGACAAAUAUUGUCAUGUUGCAGCAGUUUAAUGCAUUAGCACAGGUGCGUCGCAUUGAACAGUUGACAGUUGAUCCUCAGGGAAAUCCAGUUGUAAACUUUACUCUCUGGAAAUACUAUGUUCUGUUUAGACUGAACCAUUUUAAUCUGCAGAAGAUAAAUGGAACUGAGGUUACUCAGAAUGAUAUAGUAAUGGCUGAAAGGCUCUUUGGCAUUCUUGCACAUGUAGCAUCUUCUGAAUUGCCCCAGUAUCGCCUGCUUUCACUACUUGGAGAAUCCAGGAAGAAGCAAUUCUGUUAUAUGCUAGAGGCAAAGGGGAAGAGAUCUGGGAUUGUCAGUGAAGAAAGUAAUGACAGCAAAAGAGUUGGAGGAGAAAAUGCAAGUCAAGCUAUACUGAAUUAUACCACAAGGGAGCUUCAUACAGAAAAGCUUGAGGAAAUCAAGGAGAGAGAGAAAUUUUGCCAGACAUACAUACAAGACUUAGUGAAAGAAGCUGCUGACAUCAAUAUGAAAAAUGAGUCGUUGCAGAAGCUGUGGCCUCAGAUGUUCAUUGAGCUUGUCAGGGAUGCGGUGAUAGAAAUACGUAAUAAAAAUUCCUACAUGAAACUCUGCCUACAGCAGAUCACUGAUCAAAAAUAGCAAUGUUGAUUCCUGCUGACUUGCAAGCUGUUGGUCAGUAUUGUAUGUUAUGUUUCACAAAGACAUAACAAAAGAAUAUAAAAUUACCAUCACUGUAGUACGCUUUUUAAAGGAUGACUUUAAAUUCAGUGAGCUCUGUUUUUACAGCUAAUGUUUCUCUCUCUAGUUUUCAAAACAAAAGUUUUCUUUUAUACAAGUUUUCUUGUAUACAGUUCUAGCACUGCAUCCUUAGCUAAAGUAAUGACAUAGAAAUAACUUGACAGCUGUGCCAUGGUUUACUAAGUCGUUUGCUUUUUGUUGUUGCUGAUGCUACUGCUAUAGUGCUAAAGCAUUGGUUUAAAGGAAGACGUUCACACUCUGAUGUUUGCCUUAUGGUUUUUACUGCACGCUUUUGAGUUGUUUCCUUUUUGACUAUUUGCUGCUGUGAUGUAAAAAUAUUCACAGUUCAGAAUAUUUUUUUUUUAUGAGCGGAAGCUAAUAACUUAUUAUGUUUACACUCCCUGAGCCUAAUCAUUUAAGACUUAAUAUUAUUUAAUAUAAUGGAUUGUAAAACUGCAUGUUGUCAGUUCAGUAUUGUUAUAAAAGGAGUACAUUUUACUGAAAUAAAACUGAC
Molecule: messenger RNA, 2938 nt
Organism: Gopherus evgoodei (Goodes thornscrub tortoise)
Lineage: Eukaryota; Metazoa; Chordata; Testudines; Testudinidae
Gene: LRRC49
Product: leucine rich repeat containing 49
Molecular function (GO): protein binding
Source: RefSeq, a predicted model, not a curated record